Molecule: messenger RNA, 264 nt
Organism: Racocetra fulgida
Lineage: Eukaryota; Fungi; Glomeromycota; Glomeromycetes; Diversisporales; Gigasporaceae
Source: the annotation of a GenBank genome assembly
AUGGGGAAUUUUCAAAACAUUCUCUAUGAUCAUCUGAAAGAUCAGAUUCCAUUUGCUGAUGAAGGUGUGCAUUUAGAAUAUCCUCCUGAAAAAGUUGAAGAUAGAUUAAAGGCACUUGAACAACGGCAUAAAGCUUUGGAAUUUCUUCUUCAAGAUUAUGUGGUUAAUGUUAACAUUCUUUUUGAUAAGGAUGUUAACAACAAAUUUUAUAAAUAUUCAAAAACCAAAAAUAAUAAAUUAUUAAACGUCGAACAAUUAGAAUAA